AUGGAAGCGAGAAGUGCGAUGCACAUACUCAAUGCUCCAAGCACCAAAAGUCUGAAGUAUGCGAUCCGAUCUGGUCUCAUCAAGGACUGUCCUAUCACUGAAGAAGCGAUCAAUCAUGCCAAAACAAUCUUUGGACCUGACGCCUCUACAUUGAAAGGCAAGUCAACAAGACCAACUCCAAAGAAGACGUACGACGACUUCUUCAGUCCACCAGAGGAAUUGUAUCAACAUAAUCGAUCUAUUACCGUCUGUAUUGAUCACAUGGAGAUCGGAGAUGCUAAGUUUCUCACCUGCAUUGAUACCACUGUGCGCUAUCGCUCAUGUAUUCCCAUGCAGAACCUCAAGACUGACCCUGUAUUUGAAGCAUUGGAUAAGAUAUUUUGCCGCUACAAUAAGGCAGGCUUUCAUGUCAAGACGAUCAAGUGUGAUCGGGCAUUCAUCCCUCUGACGGAUGAUAUGCUAGAUGAUAUGGGUGUUGCUAUUGACCCGGCUGCAGCUGGAGACCACGAGCCUACAGCUGAGCGCGACAAUAGGAUGCUGAAAGAAAGAGUCAGAGUAGCUCUUGCACGAUUACCCUACAAAGUGGUCCCAAAGGUGAUCACUGAAUGUCUUGGACGUCAAGCCGCCAAGCUAUCAAAUGUCUUUCCCCAGAAAGUCAGUAUUUCCUCACAUUUCAGUCUGCAGCAACUCAUUGAUAAUGUCAAUAUGAACUACAAGAGUGACAUGGUUGCUGAGCUUGGACAGUAUUGUUGA
This is a messenger RNA of Cylindrotheca closterium, 753 nucleotides long. The record is from the annotation of a GenBank genome assembly. NCBI's taxonomy places the organism in Eukaryota, Bacillariophyta, Bacillariophyceae, Bacillariales, Bacillariaceae.